Messenger RNA from Aureobasidium uvarum, 1995 nucleotides. NCBI's taxonomy places the organism in Eukaryota, Fungi, Ascomycota, Dothideomycetes, Dothideales, Saccotheciaceae. The record is from the annotation of a GenBank genome assembly.
GAAGUUAUGCCACCUCGUGAGGCAGCUUGUGAGCCUUGUAGAAGGUCGAAGUUAGCCUGUGAUCAUGUCCGACCGGUAUGCACUCGAUGCUUGGGUGCUAACAGAGCCGACGCCUGCGAGUAUCGGAUAUCUCCAUUCAAACGAAGACGAACAGAUUUAGGUCCUUCGCCUAGGACGAAUAUUUCACGAGAAUCCGAACCACCUCCGACGGCAGCCGCGACGCCAACCAUUCGGCCUUAUCCAAAUCCAGGUUUCCAAGGCUCAUUGAGUUCUGCUGCAAUCUUCAGUCAUAUCUCUCCUCGACAUCACGAACCGGGAACUGCUCAGCCGGAACCUGAUACUGUACCAGCUGGAGUGUCCGUGCCUGCAUUGCUUGACAAUGAUGAUAUCGCGUGUCGACAAGGAACAUCAUUGAUAAAGCUACUUCUGGAAGAGUACCCAUUAAGCACUCUCAAAGACUUGGUCUCAUUCUGGCUCGCCAAGGGUAUCAGUCUCUCACAUGCCGAGUCUUUGUUAGAUUCGUGUGUGGAUAGCAUGGACGAAGCCCUCAACUCUGGACAGCCAACAGACACAUGUAUGGAACACUUGACCCGGAACUCGCAAAGUCCAUUGCUCUUUGUGCCUGAGACAACUUUUGGUGCAUAUGCAGCUCAAUUCUCUGGCAACAAUGCUCGCUUGGAGACCUUGGGCAUCUUUCUAUCUGCAGUGGUUAGAGCUACAAAUGAUGUUCCAUUCUUUCCGACCUUAUACAAGUCGGACGAAGACAAAUUCAGGCUUCGAAAACUGGCGACUCGAUUAAGUGACCAUGCUUUGGAAGUUUGCCUAUCACUCGACUGUCUGAAUGACCUUCAGCUUGCCUUCCAAUACGAAAAUUUCAUUGUGCAUACGUUCGUCGAUGGAGAUCAAAGUUACAGCUCAUGGCGGAGGCUUGGAGAUGUCAUUGCCUCUAUGCUUGCUCUUGGUUACCACGAACGAGUCGAGACUAGAUCCAGGAUACCGAACUUUUUGGUCGAGCUACGGCAAAGUGCAUUCGCACGCAUAUACACCGACGACAAAGAAGUUUCCAUCUUUCUUGGUCGACCACCUCGUCUAAGUCGAAGAUUUUGUCAUUUCCGAAUACCAAUUGCUUUGGACUCGUUUGAGGUCAAUGUGUCGGCUCCUGGGACUGAGACUGUCGGACAAGCAAACGCGAUCAAGAUUGACUACAGAGCAGGGUGCAGUUGGGCGGCUCUAUGUGCGCUACUCAAAGAAGAAAUCUUAGAGCUGUUUAUCGAGAAGAAUCGCGAACAUUGCGUUCAACGAGCGAGUGUUAUCUAUGCCAAGGCCGAAGCACAAUGGCAGCAGCUACCCACACACAUGCGCUACGAUGUUGGCUGUUUGAACGACUACAGAAGGAGCCCCUUCGAGCGCGACUUCCUUAUUAGUGCUCGGCUGGACCACAUACAUAUUCGUUUCCUGUUGCGGUUCAUCUUGCUAAACAGUUUAGCCCAGCCAGACGACGAGAUGAUCCAGAUAGCGCAUGAGAUGCUCACGCUGGUCGUUCAAGCCGUUCUCGCUCGUGAUCGCCUUGCUAACUCUGGAAGCGGUCUUGUAUGGAAAGUCAUCCUCUAUGGCUUACCAGCUUCUGGCAUUAUAUUGCUCGCUAUCCUCGAGCAACGCAAUCCCUACCACUUCGGUGGUCUAUCUCGCGCCAAAGUCCUACAAAACCUAAGAAUCCUCGUGGCCGAGAUACAAAUCGGCGCAUUAUCACACCCAAGAGAGCCGAAUUUUGCUUUACUCACCAGAGCCGCGCAGACUAUCGAAAACUUCCUCGAUUCAGAGGAGAGACAUGAUCAUCAUCCCAAUGGUCAGAUCGACACUCAUCAAGAUGCAGCGCCGGGACAAAUGGGACCUUGGGCUUCGAAUUUGAAUCUGGAAGCUUGGGACUUUGAUCUAGGCUUCUGGGAAAAUCUUGCCGAACAUCCCUUUUUGUCGAAUCUUGAAUUCCCAACAUAG